This is a messenger RNA of Magnolia sinica, 1989 nucleotides long. RefSeq names its product probable polygalacturonase. The record is from RefSeq and is a predicted model, not a curated record. The transcript is spliced from 5 exons. Gene Ontology annotation, biological process: carbohydrate metabolic process. Lineage: Eukaryota; Viridiplantae; Streptophyta; Magnoliopsida; Magnoliales; Magnoliaceae. Gene Ontology annotation, molecular function: polygalacturonase activity. The coding region runs from base 29 to 1474 and encodes 481 amino acids.
UUCAUCUCGUUGUUUCUUGUUUUCAAACAUGGAUGCCGAAAAGCCAUUGCUUACUACCAUACUGGCUGGUUUUACAAGGCCUUCAUGGGGUUUUAUAUUGAUAGUCAUGACCAUUUUAACAGUGUCAUGGCUCCACAUGACAUCCACGAAGGUUUUUCCAACGGUAGUCUCCAACGAUGCCAGUACUAGCUGUCCAGCGGACCCGAUGACUUGUUCAUGGUUCUAUCAAUCAAGCCCACCAAGGAAGAUGGUCAUGUCUAUAGCCGAUUUCGGUGGCGUCGGCGAUGGAAAGACAUCGAACACCGGCGCAUUCCAUAGGGCUGUAGAAUAUCUCAAGGGGUAUGGUGAUAAGGGAGGAUCACAGCUUAAUAUACCCGAGGGGAGAUGGGUGACUGGUAGUUUCAAUCUCACAAGCAAUUUCACCUUGUAUUUGGAGAAGGGUGCAGUUAUUUUGGGUUCUACGGAUCCCAAGGAAUGGCCUAUUAUAGAGCCAUUGCCUUCGUAUGGGCGUGGGAGGGAGAGAUUAGGAGGCCGGCAUAUUAGCCUAAUACAUGGAGAUUAUCUCAAUGAUGUUGUCGUUACAGGACAGAACGGGACAAUUGACGGCCAGGGAAGAAUGUGGUGGGAGCUGUGGUGGAACAGGACCUUAGAACACACAAGGGGUCACCUCGUUGAAUUCAUGAAUUCUCACAAUAUUCUCAUCUCCAACCUCACUUUCCUCAACUCUCCAUUUUGGACCAUCCAUCCUGUUUUUUGCAGUAAUGUGGUGAUAAAAGAAGUGACGAUUUUGGCACCUCUCAACUCCCCGAACACAGAUGGUAUAGACCCAGACUCGAGCUCACACGUGUGCAUUGAAGACUGUUACAUUGAGAGCGGGGAUGAUCUAGUAGCAGUGAAGAGUGGAUGGGACCAAUAUGGGAUUGCUAUGUCCCGCCCAAGUUCAAACAUCAUCGUGAGGAGGGUGUCCGGUACGACUCCCACAUGCUCUGGGGUCGGGAUCGGGAGUGAGAUGUCUGGUGGGAUAUCGAAUAUUGUUGUUGAGGAUUUGCAUGUGUGGGAUUCAGCAGCAGGGGUGCGUAUGAAGACAGACAGGGGCAGAGGGGGAUACAUAACCAACAUUACCAUAACCAACAUGACUUUGGACAGGGUGAAGAUACCCAUAAGAUUUAGUAGGGGUGCUAAUGACCACCCGGAUGAGGGGUGGGACUCUAAGGCCCUUCCGGUGGUGAAGGGUGUUUACAUAAAUAAUGUGGUUGGGAGGGGCAUUGGCAGGGCACCUGUCUUAGAUGGGCUGGACGGCGCACCCUUUGAACAGAUAUGUAUGAUCAAUAUUCAGUUAGAUGGGAUAGCUCCACCAGCAAAAUGGCAUUGUGAAUUUGUUGCAGGUGAUGCAAUUGGAGUUUUUCCAGAGCCGUGCCCACAACUCAAGAGUAAUGAUUCUUCAUCAUGGUGUAGCGGUCUUAACACUGCCUAGUAAGAAGUUGGAUUUGAAAAUAGAUUCGACGUUGCACUCGCAUUAGCUGACACGACAAACCAAAAACUAAGGUUGAACUUAAACGUGUUCUUUGAUGGAUGGGAUGUGAUUCACUCACGCAACCUCAGGUGAUCACAUUCUCAAUGUGUUUUCUUAUUGGCAUGGUCUGGCAAUCUUGUUAUGCUUGAGCCUCAUUUACCAUACAAAUAUACUUCAAAAAAAUCUGCUCGGAUUGAAAUGUUUGUCAAUGUGUUAUGAAUGAAUCAAUGCAAACUCCUUAAGAUAGGGACCACAAAAUAAGUGUCACAGGAUCUGGGUUGGAUUAUUAUUACUUUUUUCCUUUUAAAUUUAUUUGACAGGUCAAUCGGGGUUUAUCAGACCCCCUUGUAAGUAGAUUUUUUAUUUUUUAUAUUGUUAUCGCUAAUGAUGUAAAGAAGUGGGUUGUAUGAUGCAUUUUCAUUUACUAAUCCAUGUGAAUGAGGAAGUAAAAGGAGAAGAGGAUAUUCUUUCAUGAA